AUGGGGCGUUUUCUUCCGUCGUCACAUCAAAGUUAUCCAUUACCUCCAGAAUUUGGUCAACCUUCAAACUCGGAAACGUUGGGAGAGAUCAUAGGUAGGACCGUACGCCUCCGCAAGAUUUACAAAAGGAAUUGGGCAAAUAUAUUAUCCGCAAAAUUGGAAUCUCUAUUUAAGACUGCGAGACAAGUGAAAAUAACGGUGGCUCAUUCCGAAAAUUAUUCCACGAAGUCCACAAAUGAGCCAAAUACGGACAUAGGUGUGCUUAAAUCCGCUUUUCAUAGACCACAGUGGAUGUGGAUGUAUUAUUAUUCAGAAGCUCAAUCGAUUCCAUCACUGUUUAGAAUGGCCACCGGCCUUGGAGAGAGCGUUAUUAAGAAUCAUGCAUUUUUGGAUGGAAAUAAGAGAGCUGGUCAUCUUGCCAUUUCCUUAUUUUUAGCUGUCAACGAUUAUGAUCUGGUCGCGGAUGAUGCUUCUACCGAGAAAAUUACAAUAGGUGUUGCAACAGGUGACGUUAAUAUAGAUAUUUUGGAAUCUUGGAUUACUAGUAAUGCGAAAAAGAGAGAGUAG
Acaulospora morrowiae is the source of this 567-nucleotide messenger RNA. The record is from the annotation of a GenBank genome assembly. NCBI's taxonomy places the organism in Eukaryota, Fungi, Glomeromycota, Glomeromycetes, Diversisporales, Acaulosporaceae.